Anguilla rostrata (American eel) is the source of this 1066-nucleotide messenger RNA. RefSeq names its product galanin peptides-like. The record is from RefSeq and is a predicted model, not a curated record. The coding region runs from base 489 to 833 and encodes 114 amino acids. Gene Ontology annotation, molecular function: galanin receptor binding; neuropeptide hormone activity. Gene Ontology annotation, biological process: neuropeptide signaling pathway. Gene Ontology annotation, cellular component: secretory granule; extracellular region. The transcript is spliced from 6 exons. NCBI's taxonomy places the organism in Eukaryota, Metazoa, Chordata, Actinopteri, Anguilliformes, Anguillidae.
GGAGUAAUUUUAUCUUUUGUUAACGCGAGGGUGAUGUCAGAGUAACGUCGUCAUUCUUCCUUAAUGUAAACCAGACAAUAUCAUAAUCCGAUGUAAUAAUCGAACUUUUAGUAAAAGGCAUAUUUCAAAAGACUACCUAAUGACCAUGAUUACAAAGCUGCCAUCUAUUUCGCUCACCAAGGCUCUGACACUGAUAGGAGGUCUGGUGUAAACACGUCAAGGGCCAGCGAGUUUUUUAUUUUUUUAUUUUUUCUUAUAGAUUCUGGUUAUCAAAUAAAAGGCAGUGCAAAUCCUUUCUCGUUCUAUUGCAGGCCUAGACCACGGGAAAGGACGGAACAUUUCUUGGAGGAAAAUACCCACAUUUCUUGUUGGGCUGUAAAUGUGUGGAGGUUUAUUUAUUUUUGGACGAAAUAGGCUAUAACUUCGGUGAAGUUAUUUGUUGUUAAUCCGAAACGUCUAUCCUUGAAGAAGCAACUAAAAUACUCGCAAUGCAGAAGUGUCUUGGUGUUGUCUGUGUUUCUAUUAUCUUUUCCGCAGCACUGUCUGAGACUGUUGGAUUAGUGACUGGGGCCAAAGACAAACGAGGCUGGACUCUGAACAGUGCUGGAUAUCUCCUGGGGCCUCAUGCCAUCGACAGUCACAGAAGUGAUAAGCAUGGGCUGGCAGGGAAGAGGGACCUGCUGCUGGAGGAUGACUUCAAAUCAGGUGCUUCAAGAAUGACAGAUGAGAAUGUCAUUCACACCAUCAUUGACUUCCUAUCAUACCUGAAAAUGAAAGAAAUGGGGGCUCUUGACAGUCAGCCUUCCUCAAUCACAUCAGACGAGAUGCCUUAGCUCUCUUUGGCCUGGUUGAUACCGUAGGACUCUGGCUGCAGGACCCUGAAAUCCUCUCACCUUCAGCUCUGGAAUUUGGCCUCUUUUCUGAAUUAUUGCGUCACAUCAGCUGUUGCUCGCAUCAUUUCGGCCUGUACAUGUAUGUCUGCCUGCCUUUACGGCAAUGCUGCUGUUUGGUUUGUUUUUGGUUGGUUGGUUUGUAAAAACAUUUUAUGAAUAAAAUGUUAAUUGGC